AGCUCGCUCGCCCCUUCAAGUUCCCUCAUAAGCCAACUUUCCAAAAUCCUGCUCGCAAAUGUCUAUGAACCGCCUCAAAGAUACCCUCCGUUCUUGCUCUCAUUCCACCUCCACCUCCACCUCCACCUCCACCUUCGGUGACUUCAUCACUGGAGACUCGGAAAUCGCUACCACCUCUGGUCUGCUUCCCGCUAUUUCUCUAUUCUCCUCGACUGAUAACCUUACGUUAAGGAAGCCCCCUAAGUCCUCCCUUUCGCAGCAGUUACAGCGACUCGAUUUUGCCUUUUUCCCUCCCGAAGAAAACCCCUCGUUCAAACCGCCUCGAAGAAAAUUUGAAGGCGGCGUCCGUCGUGGAGAUCGAGGAGGAGGCGGGGAAGAAGAGGUAGAGGAACGAGAUGGGGAGGAGACUGUGAUAAUUGGUCGUGACGCUGCUGUUUCAAAGCGUUUAGAUUUAGGUGAUAAAGGUCCAUUCGAGCCGCUGAUCCUCUCGUCUCCCGGGGAAUCUCCUGUUGUUCAGGUUCCUGCAUCAAUUAAUUGUAGGCUCCUUGAACAUCAAAGGGAGGGUGUGAAGUUUUUGUAUGGUUUGUACAAGAACAACCAUGGAGGUGUUCUCGGAGAUGAUAUGGGGCUUGGGAAAACAAUUCAGACCAUUGCAUUUUUGUCUGCGGUGCUCAGAAAAGAUCUCGAAAAUUCAGACUGUCAUGUGGAUGGCAAGAAGGGCUCUGUGUUGAUUCUCUGUCCUACUUCUGUUCUCCGCAACUGGGAAAAUGAGUUCUCUGAAUGGGGGACCUUUAGUGUUGCUAUUUAUCAUGGACCAAAUCGUGAUUUAAUUCUUGAAAAACUAGCUGUUCAUACUGUAGAGAUAGUUAUAACUAGUUUUGACACAUUUAGAAAUCACGAUCAAAUUCUAACUAGGAUCCUGUGGGACAUAGUUGUUGUUGAUGAAGCACAUCGUUUGAAGAAUGAAAAGUCUCAGUUUUAUAAAUCAUGCUUAGGAAUUAGAACUACCAGGCGAUAUGGUCUUACUGGAACUAUUAUGCAGAACAAGAUUCUUGAGUUAUUCAAUCUAUUUGAUUGGUUUUCGCCUGGGUCUCUGGGAACCAGAGAACACUUCCGAGAGUUCUAUGAUGAGCCUUUAAAACAUGGACAAAGGUUAAGUGCUCCUGAAAGAUUCAUUCAAAUUGCUAAUAAGCGCAAGCAACACCUUGUUACAGUACUGCACAAGUACCUUCUCAGAAGGACUAAGGAAGAGACCAUUGGGCAUCUUAUGCUGGGGAAGCAAGACAAUGUUGUUUUCUGUGCUAUGAGUGAUUUGCAAAAGCGAGUUUACAAAAGGAUGUUGGAGCUGCCUGAGAUCCAAUGCCUUGUAAAUAAGGAUCUCCCUUGCAGUUGUGGGAGCCCAUUGACUCAAGUUGAAUGUUGCAAGAGAAUUGUUCCCAACGGUAUAAUUUGGUCCUAUCUUCAUAGGGACAAUCCUGAUGGUUGUGAAUCAUGCCCUUUUUGCCUUGUUCUUCCUUGCCUAAUUAAACUGCAGCAGAUAAGUAAUCACCUUGAGUUAAUAAAGCCUAACACUAAGGAUGAAGUAGAGAAACAGAAGAAGGAUGCUGAACUAGCCUCUGCUGUUUUUGGUACUGAUAUUGACUUGGUUGGAGGCAAUGCUCAGAAUGAAAGUUUCAUGGGACUUAGUGAUGCGGAACAUUGUGGAAAAAUGAGAGCACUGGAGAAGCUCAUGUUUCAUUGGCUUAGACAUGGCGACAAGAUUCUUCUUUUCAGCUACUCUGUCAGGAUGCUUGACAUUCUUGAGAAGUUCCUUAUAAGGAAAGGUUAUUGCUUCUCAAGAUUAGAUGGUUCAACCCCAAUGAGCUUGCGACAAUCAUUAGUUGAUAAUUUUAACAUGAGUCCAAGCAAACAGGUGUUCCUUAUAUCCACCCGAGCAGGUGGUUUAGGUCUCAAUCUUGUUAGUGCAAAUAGAGUUGUGAUUUUUGAUCCAAAUUGGAAUCCUGCACAAGACUUACAGGCUCAAGAUAGGUCUUUCCGUUAUGGACAGAAGAGGCAUGUUGUUGUAUUCCGCCUUCUUGCAGCUGGUUCCCUUGAAGAACUUGUGUACUCUAGGCAGAUUUAUAAGCAACAACUUUCAAAUAUUGCUGUUUCAGGAAAGGUGGAAAAACGUUAUUUCGAAGGUGUUCAGGACUGCAAAGAAUUCAAAGGUGAACUCUUUGGAAUCUGCAACCUAUUUCGUGACCUAUCUGAUAAGCUUUUUACAAGCGAGAUCAUCGAAAUGCAUACAAAACAUGGAAAACAAUAUGAUCCCUCAGGUGGCUCAGAGGAUGUUUUGAAAAAUGAGGGGAAGCUGGUAACAAAAACCUCAUUACUAAAUCUGGAUGUUGAUGACGCAUCUUUGAGUAAUAAAGGAAAUCAUGAUUCAUGCUCAGACAAAUAUCCAGAAGGCUUUACUACCGCUGAAAAUAAACAAUCGCUUAAUGAUUUGGGUAUACUUUAUGCUCAUCGAAAUGAAGAUAUUGUCAACAUGGGACCUAGAUACAAAGUUCAACCAGCUUCAAUUACAGAAGAAGAAAAAAACAAUUCUAAGGUAUUGUGUAAACCCGAUAGUGUAGUGAAAUCCCAUACAAGAGAACAGAAAAGAAACGAGUUCAAGAAAAUUGCUCAGUACAGAGGCAUGGAGCUCUUAGAGUUCAGCAACUGGAUAUUAUCUGCAUCUCCUACUGAGCUGAAACAACUGCUCAAGGAUUACCAGAAGAAAAAAAGGAAGCGGCAGUUGGUAAAUUAAGGAUUCUUUUGGGAAGGCUUUUUUAUUGCUUUUUAAAGUAAUUUUUAGUAUAAAAAUUAAAGAUUUUAUACUAAAAAGUUGCUUUAAGAAUUAGUAAGAAAACCGUCCCAAACAAUGACUAAGAUUUUGUUU
Molecule: messenger RNA, 2920 nt
Organism: Dendrobium catenatum
Lineage: Eukaryota; Viridiplantae; Streptophyta; Magnoliopsida; Asparagales; Orchidaceae
Product: switch 2
Exons: 8
Coding region: 59-2788 (909 amino acids)
Molecular function (GO): ATP-dependent chromatin remodeler activity; ATP binding
Source: RefSeq, a predicted model, not a curated record